Molecule: messenger RNA, 1401 nt
Organism: Parathielavia appendiculata
Lineage: Eukaryota; Fungi; Ascomycota; Sordariomycetes; Sordariales; Chaetomiaceae
Exons: 4
Coding region: 1-1401 (466 amino acids)
Source: RefSeq, a predicted model, not a curated record
AUGGCGGCUUCAGACAUCCAGAACCUCCCAGCUCCAAUUGAGUCCAAGUCGGCCAAGAAGAAGAAGGCGAAGGGUCAGGCGGAGCGCACCGAGUCCCCGGCGCCCAGUGCCCCCACCCCCGAGAAGGCCGGCUCCGUUGCCGCCGGUGAUGCCCAGGACGACGGCGACAACGCCCACAUCCGUGAUUUGCAAAAGAGCAUCCGCAACAUCACCAAGAAAAUUACCAGCACUGCCAAGAUUGAUGCGAUUAUCGCCGAGCACCCCGGCAAGUCCCUCGACGACCUUGUAGCCACCAAGGUCAUCAAUGCCGAUCAAAAGGCCGCCCACCUCAGGAAGCCUGGCCUGCAGGCCCAGCUGUUCCAGCUCGAGGAGCAGCUUGCGCAGCACAAGAAGGUCGCCCGGGAAUACUUGGCUCGCCUUGCCGAGCAGGAGAAGGCUCUGACGGAGAAGUUCGAAAAGGAGAAGGCGGAUGCGGUCGCCGAGCUCACAGAGAAGGCCGAUGCAGAUGCCCAGACAGCUCUGCACGACAACUUUCUCAUUCUCUCGCAGUUCCUCCGCCUGGCUGCCGCGCGCCGCGUCGAGGAUGCCGACAGCACGUCUGACGAGAGCCAGGCUCUCGAAGGCGUCCUGCUCCACAUCUACUCGGGUGACGAGAACGCCGUUGCCACCAUGCUGAAGCUGGUGCAGGGUGCGGAUGAGCAGACGCGCAGCACUACCGGCGAGACGCUGCAGACGACCUUCGCCCAAGUCAAACAGGCUGCCAUCGCCCACGCUGCCUCCUUCACCCAGACCGAUCCGACUUCCCAGCCGGCCGAGCCGACUGAGUCCCCGCCGAUUGAGUCUGACGCGGUCGAAUCCAAGCAGGAGCCCGAGACCGAUCCCACGGUCGCCAACGCCUCCCUGACCGAGGUCGACGAUGGCAGCGCUACCGUCCUCACUAACGGGCAUGUCCAGGAGGCUUUAGUCUCUUCGAGCAGCACUGCGCACAGCAACACGGACGUUGCCGACGACGCCGCCAACGCCGCGGGCGAGAGUCAGUGGGACACGGGCAACGAGACAUCGCCAACCUCAACGCAAGAGUGGGUCGAUGUAAAGAUCCCUCGCGAGCCCAGCGAGACGGAGACAGGCCUGACGGCCACGCCCGCUGCGCCGUCCAACACGCAGUCUUGGGCAGAUGAUCACCCAGAGGCUGAGGCUAUCCCGUCCGGUCCUGCCGAUGAUGGCUUCCAGUCAGUGCCGGGCCGCCAUCGCGGCAAUCGCGAAGGUGGCUGGCGCGGCCGCGGCGGUUACCGUGGUCGUGGCGGAUUCCGGGGCGAAGGUCGCGGUCGCGGCCGUGGUCGUGGUGGUCCGCGCGGCAACGGCGGCAUGGGCCCUCGUCGUGGCGGCGAUGAGCAGCACUAG